Molecule: messenger RNA, 4693 nt
Organism: Sciurus carolinensis (gray squirrel)
Lineage: Eukaryota; Metazoa; Chordata; Mammalia; Rodentia; Sciuridae
Gene: Coro2a
Product: coronin 2A
Exons: 12
Coding region: 529-2100 (523 amino acids)
Biological process (GO): actin filament organization
Molecular function (GO): actin filament binding
Source: RefSeq, a predicted model, not a curated record
GAGAGCCUCGGGAGACCCUCCAGCAGUCCAGGUGCUGCAAGCGCCUGUCUCUGAGCACGCACGGUACCCGGCAGGGCUCUUCCGAUCUAGUUCUCAACCGGCCUCUGAGGCAGACGCGGUUACUGCUUCCACUUCGCCACGGGGGAAACUGAGGCUCCGGGAGGUCGAGUCCCUGGCCCCACACCACGCAGCGAGAAGACUGCAGGCGGCUCUGACGGUUCCGGCCUCCGCAGGGUCUCGGGCAGCCAGCCCCAAGCACUGUGUCGCGUGCGCGCCGGGGCGCGCGCCUGCUUCGAGCGCGUGCGCGCCCGGAGACCAGCCCCGGGCCAGGAGCGCGGGCCGCGGCAGGCGAGGGGCGUGGCCUGGUCGGGACCCGCCUCGCCCCGCCCACCCGGCCCCGCCCGCUGGGCUGCAGGGGAGGCGGCGGGGCUGCGCGCGGGGACUCGGCGGGUGGCGCGGAGCGCGGAGCCGGAGCCGGACGCUGCUGCUGCCGCCGCCGCCGCCACCACCUGCGCGGCAGUCAGCAAGAUGUCAUGGCACCCCCAGUACCGGAGCUCCAAGUUCCGCCACGUCUUUGGCAAACCCGCCAGCAAGGAGAACUGCUACGACUCGGUGCCCAUCACCCGCAGCGUCCACGACAACCACUUCUGUGCCGUGAACCCCCACUUCAUCGCCGUUGUCACUGAGUGUGCGGGCGGGGGGGCCUUCCUCGUCAUCCCCCUACACCAGACAGGAAAGUUGGACCCCCACUACCCAAAGGUCUGUGGGCACCGAGGGAACGUCUUAGACAUCAAGUGGAACCCUUUUGAUGACUUUGAGAUCGCCUCCUGUUCUGAAGACACCACGAUUAAGAUCUGGGACAUCCCUAAGCAGCUGCUGGCCAGGAACCUCACAGCCUACAAGAAGGAGCUGGUGGGCCACUCACGCAGGGUGGGCCUGGUGGAGUGGCACCCCACGGCCGCCAACAUCCUCUUCAGCUCUGGCUACGACUACAAGGUGAUGGUCUGGAACCUGGAUACAAAGGAGUCUGUAAUCGUCAGCCCCGUGAGGACGAUCACCUGCCACCAAGAUGUGAUCCUCUCCAUGUCCUUCAACACCAAUGGCAGCCUGCUAGCCACGGCCUGCAAAGACCGCAAGAUUCGGAUUCUUGACCCCCGACUGGGAACUAUCCUCCAGGAAGCCAGCUACAAGGGGCAUCGGGCCAACAAGGUGCUGUUUCUGGGGAACCUGAACAAGCUGCUGUCCACCGGCACAUCCAGGUGGAACAACCGGCAGAUGGCCCUGUGGGACCAGGAUAACCUCUCCGUGCCUCUCACAGAGGAGGACCUGGACGGCUCCUCAGGCGUGCUGUUUCCCUUCUAUGACGUGGACACCAACAUGCUCUACGUGGUGGGGAAGGGAGACGGCAACAUCCGCUACUAUGAGGUGAGCGCCGAGAAGCCUCACCUGAACUACCUGACGGAGUACCGCUCCUACAACCCGCAGAAGGGCAUUGGUGCCAUGCCAAAGAGAGGUCUCGACGUGUCCUCCUGCGAGAUCUUCCGCUUCUACAAGCUGAUCACAACCAAAAGCCUCAUCGAGCCCAUAUCCAUGAUUGUACCCCGGCGGUCGGAAUCCUACCAAGAGGACAUCUACCCGCCCACAGCGGGGGCCCAGCCCUCGCUGACUGCCCGGGAGUGGCUCAGCGGGAUGAACAGAGAGCCAAUCCUGGUGUCCCUGAGGCCUGGCUCCCAGCUGCUGAGCCCCCAGCCACAACCUCCAGAGAAACCCCCCCCCACCUCCAUGGCCCGUACCUCACCCCUGCUCUUGGACCAACCGGCGAAGCGGUCUGCCGAAGAUGGCCAGAGGCCCUUCCCCCAGCUGGAGGGGAAGGCACCGCGGUGGGCUGCAGAACACAGGCCCGAGGAGAAGAAGUCUUGGCUCACAAACGGCUUUGACAUUUUCGAAUGCCCCCCACCAAAGACAGAGAAUGAGCUGCUGCAGAUGUUCUAUCGGCAACAGGAGGAGAUCCGAAGGCUCCGGGAGCUGGUGACCCAGCGGGAAGUCCAAGCCAAACAGUUGGAACUGGAGAUCAAAAACUUGCGGAUGGGCUCCGAGUAGUUCUGAGCAGAGGCCUCUGCCAUCCCCGCCCUCAGGGAUGCCACUUGGCUCUGUGGGGAGGUCCAGAACCAAACCACAAGUCCCCCAAGAACAACCACUAUUUCUAUAUUUUUUACCAGAAAACAAAACUUCUCAGUCACUGAAGGAGAUUCCAGUGGGACGUGGUGCCGUUUCCUAAUUUGUCUUGCAGCAGUGGCGUCUGCCUUGACUGUUCUUAGAUGACGUCUUCUGUUGAAGUCUGUUUCUGAGGUCCACACGGAGCUGUAAGCUCCCGAGGGGAAGGAACGCUGUAGGCAGUUAGAGCCGGCAGAAGCUGGGAGGCCAGGCUGCCCUGAUCUUCACGCUGUGGUCUGUAGCACGGGGGAGGCUGAGGCAGGAGGGCAGUGUCCACUCACCCCAUUCCAACAGACAGCCCCUUCUGUUUCCUUGUCAUAUGUAAUUCUGCUACUCAAAAACAAAGUUUUAGAAGUUUGAAAACCAGUGACCUGGCCCAACUCAAUCAAGCUGAGAGAGAGGCAGGUGAGCCUGAGCUGAGCUCCCUGGUCUCCUGGCCUCCUGGGUCUAUCUUUCUGCUGUUUCUGGUCCCCAGGGCAGGAAUAUGUCGGGUCUGGCCUCAACUGGGCCUUUACUGACUUACUGACCUCUUGCAAAGUCCUUCUUUCUCUUUUUCUCCAACUGGAGAAGGGGGACCCUGGAAUGAGCGCCUCUUCACAGGAUCUGUCACCAGAGACCUUGACCUGAGGAAAACCAUGUGUGGGGCAAUGACCUGAAUUUGCUGCAGAAACUCACACUGACAAAGGGGUCAAGUUUAAGGUCAGGGAAAUGAGUCACGAUUUAGCCCAAUUCUAGAACACAGACAGGCAGUUGAAACCUUCCUUUCCAGCCUGAAUCAGCUGGAUGUGAGUAGAUACUGGCCCAGACGUGGGGAUGCAGACCUUGGAGCUGUGUCCUUGACUGCUGACUACACAGCGCCUCCUGCAGGAGAAUGUAGGCAAAAGAGCCCCCGCUCCCCAGGAAGUAGUGGGUCCCCAACACUGAGUACCAGCAGAGCCCUGUGGCCAUCCACCCACGAGAGCUUCCAAAGAGGGAUGAAUACACCAGGUGAGAAAGAAGGACCAGGUGACCCUGAGGUUCCCUUCUGCCCCCAAAGUUUUCUGCAUUCCUCCUUUGUGAAUCUGUGUCCAGCAGCCAAGUCAGACUGGGGAAGAUGAAAAGUAAAAUCCAUUCCUCCUUAUCCAAGAGGAAUGGACAAUAAGUUUUCACCGUCACACCGGGUGACUCGAGCUCAGAUGGGGACAGCAGGAGCUACCUAGCCUGAUAGGCAGCACUGUACAUUAGAAUCCCCUUGGGAGCUCUCAGGAAAUACAGAUGCUCAGGCCUCACCCUGGACCCACGGAAGCUGACUUGAGGCCUGGCCCUCUGUAUAAGCUGCCCAGGUGGUUCUGCAACUCGUCAAGGGUGGAGACCUGCCCCCAUUAGUCCGUCAGUACCUAUUUGCAGUAAGUGAGACUAGCGAGUGCCAGACUGGAGCCUGGGAAUCAGCGCUCUAACUGUAGUCCCAUCUGCCCCCGACCACCUGCUAGCUACAGCUGAGGUCCCCUGUCAGCACACACCAGAGUUCCACAUUCCUUGUCUUGUUCUCUAUUUCCUCAGUCACUGAGACUCACUCCCAGCCAAAGCAACAGCCAAGCUUGCCUUACUGUGCCGCAGAGCAAAAGCCAAGUCCCAGGCAUGGUCAGAAAAGUAGAGUCCCAGGAUAGAGUUACCAUGUGCCCUUCAUGUGUGGCCACUUCACAGUUUACACAGCCCCUUGUCCACUCACUGGCACAUACUACUGGAACACAGGUCAGGCGAAUAUUAUAAUCCCCAUGUCCAGAAGGGACGACCUAGCCUCAGAGAAGUGAAACCUUAUGUCCGAGGUCAUUGGCUGCCAAGCUGGUGGGGGCAUGUGUGUGUGUGGGGGGGUGUUCAGGGAGCUUCUGAACAUGACUGCCAGGUGCCAUCCCUUCCCAAACUCUUCCCACCCCCGAGGGACCCAGACCACCCACCCAAAAAGAGGACACAGGCAGCUUUGAACAAACUUGUUUUCUCUCUUUUUUUUUUUUUUUUUUUUUUUAACAUCUAGACUAAAUUAUUUAAAUUAUUUCACAGCAAGGGAGAGGGAUAGGUAAUUUUUAUCAGAUAUUUUUUAAAACCACCUUUUUUUAAAAACUACAUUUUUAUGUUCUUGAGCUGAUGGAGCAGAACAUGCCCAGCACUGGACAUGUCCUGCACUCAGACACUCUCCUUACUGCGGACCCCGGGAGCCCCCUUUCUGUUGACUCAGGAACUUUCCGAGGGUGAGGACAGUACUUGGAGAUAAAGUUCGGCUGGUGUCCAUCUUAGCUCUACAAUAAUUGUGCUUCCUGGAACAAAAGUCCAGUGGGUCAUAGAGGAAACAGGAAGUCAGAAAUCAAUCUAUGCUUUUAAUAUGAAACCGUGCCUGAAACAGUUUGAAUGAUUGUUUUAAUGUUUCUCAAAUUCCUUGUACCUUUGUAAUAAAAAAAAAAAAAGAAUAAAGAAAUAAAAGCGAAAAGAGAUGGAAUUGUGCAAA